AUGUAUAGUGACGGCCCUAAAUCAUCCCAAAUAAGAUUGUUGAAUUUCGGAAAUAACAUUGACAUUGAGACGAGAGGCUCCCUGGCCAUGUCCUCGCCGAGAUACAUUUCAAAGAAGCAGCCGACAAGCGUGUCAACACAAAUACCCACGUCGCAGCGUCUAGCGGGAGCCGCGCGAGCUGCGCCUGCGACCUACGUCCUCACUCCCAUUCCGGGCGAACCUUCACAAGCUGCCCACCAGUUGGCACGGAACGGCCAGUUUCAGUGGCAACCGCGCGUGCGCCGGCCGGACCGCCCUACAGUUUUCCCGCCUAAGCGACCGCGAGUGACAUUUGAUUUUUUGAAAAUCGAAUCGUCGCGUAUUGUUACCGUUUCGGAAUACCGCAGUGAUUUACUAACAACACUCAGUGUGCAAGCUUGUGGCGACGCAUGCCACAUGUCAACGGAUGACGUCACAAGAAUCCUACAUCACACAUGCAAAGUUUACAAGCGAAUAAACACGGAUAGAAAAUCCCAACGAACAACUGUUGGGCAGAAAGCCCGCCAGGCACGAUCACCUCGCCUGGUCGGAGGAUCCUCCUUUUCCGAUCAUAGGGAACUAUACUCUCUGUUCCCUAAAGUGCCAACCAGCAUCCUCGGCCUCAUCAGGGACCACCAUUACCUGCAACGAAGUUGUGCAGCCUGGUUCUUCCCUACGGCCUCACCAGCGUCUAGGCACAGCACUUCUGCACACGGUCUGAAGGACACCUCAUCCCGUCAACGCAGAUGCCGGCCACUACGCACCUACCCUCGCAGCAUCUCUUCCCCGACUCACCGUGGGACACUGCGAACUCAUCUCUCCGACUCACUGGAGUUUCACCCUGCACCGCUGACCCGACUCACUGGGCACUCAGCGGCACGGUUCCGACCCACUGGAACUAGGGACGUUCUACACUGGCUCUGGCGCCACUCAUCUCAAGCAUCGACAGCCGUCUCAGCGGGAUCGACCUCCGGUCUUGGGAGGGAGUGA
Messenger RNA from Spodoptera littoralis (African cotton leafworm), 1008 nucleotides. NCBI's taxonomy places the organism in Eukaryota, Metazoa, Arthropoda, Insecta, Lepidoptera, Noctuidae. The record is from the annotation of a GenBank genome assembly.